Messenger RNA from Priceomyces carsonii, 3855 nucleotides. RefSeq names its product ubiquitin-specific protease. Bases 1 to 3855 code for a protein of 1284 amino acids. NCBI's taxonomy places the organism in Eukaryota, Fungi, Ascomycota, Pichiomycetes, Serinales, Debaryomycetaceae. Gene Ontology annotation, cellular component: cytosol; nucleus. The transcript has a single exon. Gene Ontology annotation, molecular function: cysteine-type deubiquitinase activity; protein binding. Gene Ontology annotation, biological process: protein deubiquitination; regulation of protein stability. The record is from RefSeq and is a predicted model, not a curated record.
AUGAUUGAUGAAUCUCCAUCAAAUGACAAAGAAAAUGUCUUGAUAGACGUUGAUGCCAAAUCCAAAAACAUGUCUCCAAAGGCAUUGGGGCAGGAUGAGCUGUUGGAAGGCGCUGAUGAUGUAAUGGAUGAAAUAGAUGAUGUUGACGAUGUCGAAGAGGAAUCAGAAGACUCGGAAGUAUCAGAAGACGAUGAAAGCGUGCUAGAUAAAUCAAGAUCCGUAAUCCCUCCUGCAGACGAUUUCAAAGGGAUUGCAAAGAGAAUGAUGAAGCCAAUUCCAGACUACCCAGUAAAAGAUGAGAAGGAAUAUGUAUGGAAGAUUAAAGACUGGUCGUCAUUGAAAGCUGACAAGGUCAGAUCGCCGACUUUCAAGUGUGGAGGUUUCGAGUGGAAUAUAUUACUAUUCCCAAGAGGAAAUAAUAAUACUCAUCUUUCGAUAUAUAUGGAGCCACAUCCUAUUUCUGAUGGCGAGCAGAAAAGUGAUGAUAACUGGUAUGUUUGUGCCCAAUUCUGCCUAGACAUAUGGAAUCCAGCGCAUCCAAAUUGCCACCUUCCUAGUGGUUCCAGCCAUAGGUUUAAUAAAAAUGAAACAGACUGGGGAUUUUCAUCAUUGAUCGACCUCAAACAAUUACAUACUCCUAAUCCAAGGUUAAAUCAACUUCAUGCGAUCUUAGAAAAUAAUCAACUUAAUAUCACCGGUUACGUCAAAGUCAUCGAUGAUUCAAGCACAGGUGUUUUGUGGAAUUCGUUUAUAGACUAUGAUUCUAAAAAGAACACUGGACAUGUUGGAUUGAAUAAUCAAGGAGCAACCUGUUAUUUGAAUUCGUUACUUCAAAGUUAUUACACUACCAAAAUUUUCAGAAAUUUGGUAUAUCAGAUCCCAACUGAAAAUCAGAGUAACAACAAGAGUGUGCCUCUAAGUUUGCAAAGAAUAUUUUACCUUCUUUCAACCUCUAAUGAUACAGUUGCUACAUUAGAGUUAACGAAGUCAUUUGGUUGGGACUCGUCUGAUGCUUUCACUCAACAUGACGUUCAAGAGCUCAAUAGAAUUUUGAUGGAUAAAUUGGAAACCGCAAUGAAAGGUACUAAAAUUGAAAACAGGCUAAACGAUAUAUUUGUUGGUAAAAUGAAAUCUUACAUUAAAUGUGUAGAUGUUCCUUACGAAAGUUCAAGAGUUGAAGAUUUUUGGGAUAUUCAAUUAAAUGUGAAAGGAUUUAAAAAUUUGGAACAAUCUUUCAAAAAUUAUAUUGAGAUUGAAAUGCUAGAUGGCGAGAACAAAUACCAGGCAGGUGAUGAGUAUGGUUAUCAAGAUGCAAAGAAGGGUGUUGUUUUUGAAUCGUUCCCUCCAGUUUUACAUCUUCAAUUGAAAAGGUUUGAAUAUGAUUUCAUGGUUGAUGACUUGGUGAAAAUUGAUGACUUCUAUGAAUUUCCUGAUAAGAUAGACUUGUCUCCGUAUUUGGAUGAAGAUUUACCAGAUUCUGUGAAGAAUCAAAAUUGGAAUUACAAAUUACACGGAGUCUUAGUUCAUCAGGGUAGUAUUUCAAAUGGUCACUAUUAUGCUAUGAUCAAACCAUACGCAAGAGAACCGACUUGGUUAAGAUUUGAUGACGAUAAGGUAUGGAAGGUCACAAAUUAUAAUGUAUUUCAAGAAAAUUUUGGCGCAGGUGAGUUAUCAAGCGAAGAAUUUUCAAAGUUAUCUAGGCUGGACCAACAAGAAAACCUCAUAAGACGUGUAACAUCUGCUUAUAUGUUAGUCUAUUACCGUGAAACUGACUUAGAUAAAAUAUUACCAAAAGAUGUCUCUGGUGUUGACUCAGCUAUUCCUAACCAUAUUCCCGCUCAAAUUGAGCAAGAAAUUAAGGAGAAAGAAAAUUUAGAGAAAUUAAAACAAGAGGCAUUAUAUUAUACUAAUGUUAGUUUUCUUUCAACUAAGAAUUUCAACAGCUUUAAUGGGUUUGACCUAUAUCCGGAUCCCACUUUCCCAAAGUUUUAUGAUGAGUCAUUAGUAGACCCAACCUCUAAACCCAUGUCAGUGAAAGUCAAAAAGGAAGAUUCCUUUACAUCUCUAUACAAAACUAUCGGGGUAAAAUUGGGCUAUUGUGAUGAAACCAUAGAGGAUCUGAAGUUACACUCGUUACCAUUCAGACUACUUCCAACUAACCAUCGUAACAAUCACACAAAUAGGACAGAUGCUCCCGUUUCCAAAGAGUUAGAAAGUUCAUCUAUAAAUUCAGUCUACUCAAGGUGUUUUAACAGAAAAUAUGACGAAAUGGUGUUUUAUGUCGAAGAAUUGAAUAAGGAAUUACAUAAUGUCAUUAAAUUGAACAAAGUUGCCGAUUUUGGUGGGCCCGAAACCUUUGAGUUUCUGCAAGUCGCUGACAAGUUACAUAAUACUGACAAAAUUGUGAACUCAGAAUUCAAAUUUGAAGAUAUUGUGGACCAUUCGUCUCAUAUUUUGAUAUUCUUGAAAUAUUUUGAUCCUUAUAGCCAGCAGGUUAAGGGAUUGACUCAUGCUACUGUAUCAAAAGAUUCUUUGGUGAGCUCGCUAACAGAUCCGAUAAGAAAUCUCUUAGGAUUUAAUGAGGAUAUUCAGUUGAAUUAUUUUGAAGAGUUGUCUCAUUCUAAGAUCGAAAAAGUAGAUCUCAGUUCUACUUUCGAGAAAAGUGAGAUCAGCAAUGGCGACAUAUUGACUGUCCAAGUUUCAGAUGUUGAAAAAAUCACAAAUGAUAUGAAAUUCAAGAAUGCGUCUGAUUAUUACAGGUUUCUAUUGACUAAAUUACAUAUUUCCGUCAAGCCCUAUAAAGCUGACGUUGUUGAGGAAGCUGAGGACGUCGAUCAGAUGGAGGAAGAUCUAAAUGAUAUUCCUUCUUCAUUAACACGCAAUCAUCACCAUAAAGCUUUUGAUUUGUGGGUUUCUACGUUGUCGUCAUUCUCUGAUCUUGCAUCCGAAAUUGCAAGAAAUAUUGGAGAAGACGUUGAUCCAAGUUACCUAAGGAUAUUCAUAGUCAACAGCCAAGGUCAGAGAUAUGCUUUAAAGACAACUCAUCAUUUAUCUCAAUUUUUCCCAAAAACAGUGCCUGUCAGUCAAGUCACUACUUUUGAAUACGAAAUUUUAAAGAUUACUUUGCAAGAGUAUGAAAAUUUGAAGGCUGUAAAAGUAUAUUGGCUUAAUAACUUGCUGACUUAUCAGGUACACGAAUUAUUGGUCCCCAAAACUGGAUCAGUUUAUGAUUUAAUGAAUAAACUUUUGCUGACUAUAAAUUUGCCUCAUAGAGAUUACAAGAAUUUGUUACUAUGGGCAGGUGUUAAUCAUAAAUUUUAUGACUUGAUUAGAUUUGAUAGAUCGAUUGAGUCAUUAAACGACAGUUUUGAUAUAUAUGCGGGCGUUUAUCCUGCAGAAGUUGAAAUUUUAGUCAGCCAUGAUAUGAUCAAGAGGUUCAAUAAUGAACCUGUAAGUCCAGAUGAGCUUGAGGAUGAGAUCCUUAAGAAGGAAUAUUCUAAUGCCAAACUCUUGAAAGAUGACUUGAAUUUAAUUCCGGCAUUUCAUUUUCACAAAAGCAGCAAUUAUCAUCAUGGCAUUCCUUUCAUUUUACCUGUGUUUCCGGACGAAAAGUUCCUGGAAACGAAAGAACGUUUACGCAAGAAACUAGGUGUCGGUUCACUGGCAUUUGAAAAAAUCAAAUUUGCAUUAGCUGACGAUAAUGACAAAGGUCGAUACCUUGACCAUGAUAAUGAUGACUUGAUAUUGUACAAUGAAAUUAACAAAUCUCAAGUACAAUAUUGUUUUGCUUUGGACCAUCCAGAUAGAUCCCCUCGUCGCCAAAAUAACUAUGACAAGGGAAUUUCUAUCAAGUAA